This is a messenger RNA of Funneliformis mosseae, 324 nucleotides long. Lineage: Eukaryota; Fungi; Glomeromycota; Glomeromycetes; Glomerales; Glomeraceae. The record is from the annotation of a GenBank genome assembly.
AUGCAGGAAUGUGACUUAAGAGAAUCAGACAGUAUUUUUCAUACAAAAGUUAAAGUAUUUGCUUCACUUAAUACUACAACUAGAAAUAAUGAAAAAGCUAUCAAAAAAAAUGUAAAGAGAGCUAGGAGUAAAAAGGAUGCAGUUAUUACCAGCAAUAAUGAAGAAAAUGCUAAAAGAAAUAAAAUCAAAGAUAGUGACAUCAAGGGUGGAUCAGAUACAAAUAUAUCAAUAGAUAAGUAUUACCCUAACAUUGAAAGAAUCAAAAACAUGUAUGCAUCUUUAGAACAAUUAUGCAAAAUCUGUCCUAUGGGAAGUAUUGCAUAG